AUGGAUGAUGGAGGCAAAGGAGGAUUGAGAAAAAAGGAAUGUGGUUGGGGAGUUGGCCGGUGUGGCCAAGCAGCCCUGCGCGCUGUAGCCUGCGCAAAGGAGCUGCUGCCUGGAGCUUCUUUGGAGCAAAUAAUCGAACAGCUGGUGGGCAAUUGCAGAGGGGCAUUUCCAGCUUCUCCAACUGAUUUUCCGGCGAGGGGAGGUGCAGUUGCACCUCCUUGCGCCUCUGUAGAUCCGCCAGUGUGUAGGUGUAGGUAA
Prunus armeniaca (apricot) is the source of this 258-nucleotide messenger RNA. Lineage: Eukaryota; Viridiplantae; Streptophyta; Magnoliopsida; Rosales; Rosaceae. The record is from the annotation of a GenBank genome assembly.